AUGCGCACUGGGUCUCCCCGGCCGCCUAUAACUGCGGGCGCGGCGCCCCCCGCGCAGAGCGGCGGAUCGGGCGCGGAGCCGGGCGGGGUGCACCGGGGGCAGAGCGGCGCGCUCGACCCGCUUGAUCCGCUCCGUCGGUCGGAGGAUCGUCCGUCCCUCGCCCAUGGGCGCGGAGGAGGGCGCGGGCCGGGCGGGCACGGCGCGGCGGCGGGGAACGAGAGCCGAUGGCUGCUGCUGGCGGCGCUGGGCUGGCUGCUGCCGGCGGGGGCCGCGGCCAGCGGCGAGUACUGCCACGGCUGGCUGGACGGGCAGGGCGGCUGGCGGGACGGCUUCCAGUGCCCCGAGCGCUUCGACGGCGGCGACGCCACCAUCUGCUGCGGCAGCUGCGCCCUCCGGUACUGCUGUUCCAGCGCCGAGGCGCGCCUCGACCAGGGCGCCUGCGACAACGACCGGCGGCAGGGCGGCGGCGAGCCGGGCCGCCCCGGCAAGGACGGCCCCGACGGCGCGGCAGUGCCCAUCUACGUGCCAUUCCUUAUCGUUGGAUCUGUAUUUGUCGCCUUCAUCAUCCUGGGGUCGCUGGUGGCAGCUUGUUGCUGCAGGUGCCUGCGGCCCAAGCAGGAGCCCCAGCAGAGUCGAGCCCCUGCGGGCACCCGGCUGAUGGAGACCAUCCCCAUGAUCCCAAGUGCCAGCACCUCCCGGGGCUCCUCCUCCCGCCAGUCGAGCAUGGCUGCCAGCUCCAGCUCCAGUGCCAACUCGGGAGCCAGAGCCCCGCCGACGAGGUCCCAGACCAACUGCUGCCUGCCAGAAGGGACCAUGAAUAAUGUCUACGUCAACAUGCCCACGAACUUCUCGGUGCUCAACUGCCAGCAGGCCACGCAGAUCGUGCCGCACCAGGGGCAGUACCUGCACCCGCAGUACGUGGGCUACGCUGUGCAGCACGACGCGAUGCCACUGAGCCCGGUGCCCCCGUUCCUGGACGGCCUGCAGAGCGGCUACAGGCAGAUGCAGUCGCCCUACCCGCACACCAACAGCGAACAGAAGAUGUACCCCGCUGUCACUGUGUAGUGCCGAUGCCUUCCCCUCCCCAUCCUCACCCAGCUGAUUUUGAUAUCUAAACUGAACGGAGGAGAAAGACUUCCUUGGAACAAAGCUCUCAGAACACCACUUGUAAAUAAUUUUGAAAGGCUCAUGCAUGUCAGACAGUGUUUAUAAACCAUUUAUUUUCAUCGGGGUCUGUUGCCAGGAACUGUAAGGAUGAUAUCUUGGAAUUAAUGUUGCCAGAUACACCCUCAUUCCAGUGCACGAUGUACAGUGGCAAAGGAUUAUGCUGGAAAUGCAUAUGUAUUUCAGAUCGCUGUACUCAUGAGAUAAACGUUGGAGCUGUUAAGUGCCCUUCAGGUAUGACAUGGUCACAAGUAUUUGCCUAAUUAAUUCGUAGAAAGAGUUUUGUUACACGGUACAAGACUGCGGUACUUCAGAAACCUCUCUGCUCUCAGCUCCGUAGUGACAUUUCCCAUUCCUUUACAGACAAUCACAACUGAGAGCUGAACAGUGCAAUCCCUGUGUGCCCGGUGCUGGUACCAGCCCCUGUGGCUUCUUACACACACCUGCUUUGGGGUGAAAUGCCACCAGAGGCUUGGUCUUGCAAAGACCAAUUUUCCUUGUAUUAUGUAAGAAUUAGAAGAGUGAAUUAUUCUGCUCUUCUUUCCAGUGCACUUGAAACCCUUCUUGAUUUGGUUUUGUCUCAAGAUCAGGACCCAGAACUGAUUUGCACAGACUUUGUCUUUGUGAAUGGUGCUUGCUCUUCGUGAUGCUCAGCAAAGCUUUUGGUACUGCUGGCAGUGUCUGAGCUGAAACUGCCUUAGCAGAGAAAGGUCAGACUGUGAUUCCAAAUAUGCCUGAUUUAACCUCACUAAUGAAACAGUAAACCUGUGUGAAUGGCCACAAAGGUGUCAGCCCCAAACACUGCUUGCAUUGGAGUUUGCCUGUGGGAAAGUGGACUUUAUCCUGUCCCGUGGAAGCUCAUUCCGAGUCCCCUGCCCUGCUCGGUGGGAGUGGGAGAGUGUUAUGCAGAACAUCCCAGCUGGGAUGUGAUGGGGUUGGUGGAGGUUUGAAAUCCACCCUCUUUUCUUGGGACAGGGGACUAGGAAGGCACAGCUGUAUUUGAAAAUAAGGAAAAAGGCCCAGCCAAAGGACAGAGGUGCUUGUGGAGCCACAGCAGAUGUGGAGGUGGUGAGAUGCGGUCAGGAGGGACACUUUACAUUGGAGCUGUUGGCUUUGUCCUGCUUUGCUUUAUUUGGGAGAAACACUGCUCCAGGUUGAAAAGGCAGCAGAUAAUCAGAUUGUUCUUAUUAUAUCAUCCAAAAUGUAGCAAACUAAGGCUGGUUUUAUCUCUUAAAAAAAUGCAGUCCAUUUGUUCCUCAGUCAAAACAGUGCAACAGAUACUUCUCUACAAACUCCAAGCAACUACUGUAACCAGACCAGUGGUGACAAAAGGUUUUUUAUUGUCUGAUCAAUAUGUAGCAAUAACUGUGACACUGUGUUUUGUGUGUCUGCUUUUAAAUGACUCACAAGGUGCAGACACAUUGCCAAAUCCAAUGGUUUACUCAUAAACGCACCACACACAGGCAGUCUGCAGUGGGCAGAAGUGGUUUGGCCACUGACACGGGGAAAUGAAUAGGUAACUUAUCCUGGAUCUGUUGUUCCUGGCUACAUGGCCAGACCAGCAGCUCCUCCUGUGGUCGUGACCGUGCCCAGCUGUGAACCAAGUGUGCUCUUCCUGUGCACGCACUGCCUGCCUUGCACACGCCCUGGCAAAGACACCUCCUCCGAUCUACAAAAUUCAGGUGAAUCUUUGUAUAUUGUUUACUUGUUAAAAAAAAAAAAAGAAAAAAAAGAAUAAGUUAAAUUUAAGUCUGUAGAAAUUAAUUUACAACUGAAGGCAGAGAAACCCAAGUUGUAAUAAAAGGAUUUUUGUGAGAUGUGUUGUUUUUUUAAUGUAAUGUACAAUAAUGUAAAACCAAUGUUACCAUUUGAUACAGCUUUUAAAUCUCUGAAAGAGCACUUGCUUUAAAGUGUUUCUUACAAGUGAAGGAAAAAAGCCCCCUUUGUUUCUUAAUAAAUACUUUAUGGUGUGACUUGGGUUUUGUUUGCUUUGUCAUAGGAGCUUUUUUUCCUUCAGUUAAUGCUUUGCUUUCCUUUGUGUCUACAAAAGCACAUCUGAUCGGCUCACUUCUCCAGGUUGGCAAAACCAAAAGUUUGGACUUUCUGCUGCGUUUUUGAACAAUAACAAUAAACAACUCAUGUAGCUGA
Molecule: messenger RNA, 3312 nt
Organism: Malurus melanocephalus (red-backed fairy wren)
Lineage: Eukaryota; Metazoa; Chordata; Aves; Passeriformes; Maluridae
Gene: SHISA2
Product: shisa family member 2
Exons: 3
Coding region: 1-1065 (354 amino acids)
Biological process (GO): negative regulation of Wnt signaling pathway; negative regulation of fibroblast growth factor receptor signaling pathway
Cellular component (GO): endoplasmic reticulum
Source: RefSeq, a predicted model, not a curated record